CUCUUUUCAUUGGAAAUGCAGUAAGAUGUGCAGAGUGAAGAGUACAGGAGAUCCUGAGUCGUUGUCCACAUCCAACGCUAGUAGCUUCAGCUUCCAGCUUAAUAAAUGAGCAAAGCUCCCUCCCUAUCCGGCCGGGUACCCCAGUCUCUCUGCGCGUCUUUGGAGUCCACCCGAGGAGUCAUGGAGGAUAAUCGUCAGCCACUCCUGUCGAACCGGGAUGAAGCGCCAUAUGAACUAGCCAAGCAGAGGAGAAAUAGCUCCUUCGGUUCCUCGUUCACAGCGGAAGCGGGCGAUAUCGAUCCUAUAAUCAAUGCUGGAGACUUCUUUAGAGAGUUCGGGAUCGAAUCGAGGAAGCUCUGGUUUCUGGCAGGCCCAGCCAUCUUCACAUCUAUUUGUCAGUACUCCCUCGGCGCUAUAACACAGGUCUUCGCCGGUCAAGUGGGAACUCUCGACCUCGCAGCCGUCUCCGUCGAGAAUUCCGUUAUUGCCGGAUUCUCCUUCGGUGUUAUGUUGGGCAUGGGGAGCGCGCUCGAGACUCUGUGCGGGCAGGCGUUCGGAGCAGGACAGCUCGAUAUGCUGGGGAUCUACAUGCAGAGAUCGUGGGUCAUACUUAAUACGACGGCCAUCGUAUUAUGCUUUCUUUACAUAUUCGCCGGUCCAUUUUUGAAACUAAUCGGUGAGCAGCAUCAGAUCGCUGAGGCGGCAGGGAGUUUCUCCGUAUGGAUGAUUCCACAGCUCUUUGCCUAUGCUAUGAACUUUCCGAUUGCCAAGUUCUUGCAGGCUCAGAGCAAGAUGAUGGUAAUGGCAGUGAUAUCGGCGGUGGCAUUAAUCCUGCAUACUUUCUUCAGCUGGCUAUUGAUGUUGAGGCUUGGAUGGGGUCUGGUGGGGGCGGCUGUGGUUCUCAACGCGUCGUGGAUUUUCAUCGUGGUGGCUCAGCUGGUUUACAUAUUUAGCGGCACAUGCGGCCGAGCUUGGUCUGGGUUCUCAAUGAAGGCCUUUCAGAACCUAUGGGGAUUCGUUAGGUUAUCUCUGGCAUCGGCGGUGAUGCUCUGCUUGGAGGUGUGGUAUUUUAUGGCUCUAAUUCUUUUUGCUGGAUAUCUGAAGGACGCUGAAGUUUCGGUGGAUGCCUUGUCAAUAUGCAUGAACAUAUUGGGAUGGGCAGUUAUGGUGGCUCUUGGAUGCAAUGCAGCCAUAAGUGUGAGAAUCUCGAAUGAACUGGGAGCUGGGCACCCAAGGAUUGCGAAGUUUUCAGUCGUCGUGGUUGUGAUCACUUCAUGUUUGAUCGGCCUCCUACUCUCUAUCAUUCUAAUCUCUACUCGAAAGCAAUUCCCAGUAAUAUUUUCAAGCAGUUUGGAUGUGAGAAAGCUUGUUUCUGAGCUCACCCCAUUGCUUGCCAUCUCCAUCAUCAUCAACAAUGUCCAACCAGUCCUCUCCGGGGUGGCCAUUGGAGCCGGAUGGCAAGCUCUUGUAGCUUAUGUCAACAUAAGCUGCUACUAUUUAUUUGGGAUUCCUUUGGGGCUCAUACUGGGUUAUAAGCUCGACAUGGGCGUCACGGGGAUUUGGUAUGGAAUGCUAUCUGGGACCAUCUUGCAAACCGCCGUCCUCUUCUGGAUGACUUACAGAACUAACUGGAAUAAAGAGGCUUCCAUUGCCGGGGACAGGAUUAAACAAUGGGGAGGAGACGAUGGUGACAAAGACGAGGAGCAUUGAGAAAUAAUAAUAAAUCGGGGAGUGUGGAAGUAUCAAAUUCCUACGUCCUCUCUUUAUUUUGGGAUGAAAUUGUUUCUGCGAAAAGAGAGCGGGUUUUUCGAAAUUCAAAACGUUGAACACCAAAUCGAUAUGGAAAAAUCGAGUAUUCUGUAAAGUAAAGUGUAAACAACAUCUCCACUGUAUUAUCAUCAAGGUUUAUUCUACAGAGUGAUGCAGUCCUGGUUCAGGAGGCAUGCUUCACAAUCACAGAAAAAGUGCUGAUGAAUGCACGCAAGGUAGCAAGAACGGCCACCUAUCCGGAGAAGAUUAUUUAAUAUUUCAAGUAUUAAUAUUUAUUUUUAUUCAAAGUUCUAGUACGCAUAAUCAUCAAAAUUAAAUGC
Messenger RNA from Nelumbo nucifera (sacred lotus), 2090 nucleotides. Its product is annotated as protein DETOXIFICATION 29-like. Gene Ontology annotation, biological process: xenobiotic detoxification by transmembrane export across the plasma membrane. Gene Ontology annotation, cellular component: membrane. The record is from RefSeq and is a predicted model, not a curated record. Gene Ontology annotation, molecular function: xenobiotic transmembrane transporter activity; antiporter activity. Lineage: Eukaryota; Viridiplantae; Streptophyta; Magnoliopsida; Proteales; Nelumbonaceae.